AUGGCGAGUGCUUUCAAUAUUCAUCCCAUUGGCCGUUUCAACGGCGAAAGCGAAGCUGUAAAAAGACCCAAGGAAAUAGCAUGCUUUUCUUACGAUGACAAACGCGAGUUUCACCUGGAUGAUCGAUCCAUGCAGUGGUAUUAUCCUCCCACGCUUGGGGCCGAUCUAUCUAAAGGGUUCGAUCGAUUUGAUAAGCACGAUGAGUCCAAGGACGAACAUAUCGAUAGUCUGCUUAAGACCAUCAUGGCUCACGAAGAAGAGGAAGGAAAGAAGAUCGAUGCACACUUCGUCACUUGGCGUGGUAUGAUGACCAAGAUCAUGUCGGCGCCCUUCGAUGAUCGGGAUGGCUUCAUCGAAGAGAAUUUCGCUUAUGGGCAAGCCAAGCAACAAGAACAAAGACAACAACAACAGUCACGUCGAGGACAGAGGUUCUCGCCGGAUGUCAUGACGUAUUGGGGUUACAAGUUUGAGGCCUUGUCUUGUCUCCCUCGCCCCUGGGGAGAGGUCAGCAGAGAAACUAUCGAGAAUAGAGACGAGCUGGUUGUCAAUAAUAAGGCUCAAUACUGCUCCGUGGUUCGUACUGGAAUUGGGAAAUCAAUCUUGUGUCUGGGAGGUGAAGUUGAUGCCAUCUGGGACUUCAAGCCUGAAGAAAAGGGUGCGCCGAUCAACUGGAUCGAAUUGAAAACCAGCGUCGAAAUCCGCGAUGAUAGAGGCAUGCAGAAUUUCGAGCGGAAGCUCAUGAAGUUCUGGAUCCAGUCUUUUCUACUGGGUGUGCCAAAGAUCAUCGUAGGGUUCCGCUCGCAGAACGGCAUCCUUACGAAACUCGAAGAAAUUCAGACGGCCAAGAUACCUGAAACAGCUACAAAGCGAGGCGUGAGAAGUUGGAACGCAAAUGCGUGUAUCAAUUUUGCCAGCGCCUUCCUGGAGUGGUUAAGAAAUACUAUCAACGAUGAGGGCGUUUGGAGGAUAAGAAGACAACCACAUUCGGGGGUCAUUGAGGUGUUCAAAGUUGAGGAAGUUGGUCACGGAAGAAUUCUCACAGAUGACUUCAUCAACUGGCGCAUAAAGCUAAGCCUUAAUAGCAACGGUGGUGGUGGUAGUUCCUGA
This is a messenger RNA of Daldinia caldariorum, 1107 nucleotides long. RefSeq names its product protein RAI1. Lineage: Eukaryota; Fungi; Ascomycota; Sordariomycetes; Xylariales; Hypoxylaceae. Gene Ontology annotation, molecular function: mRNA 5'-diphosphatase activity. Gene Ontology annotation, cellular component: nucleus; cytosol. The transcript is spliced from 7 exons. The coding region runs from base 1 to 1107 and encodes 368 amino acids. The record is from RefSeq and is a predicted model, not a curated record. Gene Ontology annotation, biological process: nuclear-transcribed mRNA catabolic process; NAD-cap decapping.